AUGGCAAAACGCGCACGCAUCCAAAAGCGAAAAGCCAGCAAGGUGCCGAAGUUCCAGUCUCGUGCCACGACUGGUGAUGCUGCAACAAGGGUCUUCGGUGUUCCCGAGCUUCCGGAGCACAUCUUGUUGUUCGCCGUCGCCGAACAGGUGCUCAACUAUGAGAAGGACGAUCUUACCAAGCUCAAGUUCCCUCUAAUGCCAGGAUCAGCUCGGGAAUCCCGUGGUGGCGUUUGUCUCUUCCAGUUGCAGCGAGUCAACAAGUCCUUUUACGGCGGCAUUGUAGGCUCCCCAAAGCUCAUGCGCCUUAUCCUUCUCGCUCCUACCAGCAAUGAGGAGCUGGAGAGAGUUGCAAGAGCUAAGAACAACCUAAUGCCGUUCCACACGCCUUUUCUAUGGAUCCUCGAGAUGCUAGAAUUGAAUGCCGGAGAACGACUGCUGAAGUACAACAUCACAAGCCCGAGCUACGUUCACAAGCACUCGAAGACCCGUGAGACGAUACUGGACAUCAAAUUCCAUAAUCAACCUCCUGAAACCAGCGCCUAUAAGCGAGCGAUUCCGCAUGCCACGAGCCCCUGGAACUAUCCUGAAGCAAGUUGGAGGAAGAUCAAGAUUUGCAACGCGAAAGUGCCUUUGCCGUUCAUGCCCGGAAUCAUGACACAGUUUGUGCAACAGGAUCAUAUGAAGGACAUCGGCUUCGUGACGGUGGGAUGGAGGUUCCGCGAAAGCGAUACCUUGGGUUACGCUUACGAUCUCAUCCGUUGGUUCUUCAAUCAUAUGGCUACCCGGUUUGAAGCGAUUCGACAAGUGUACCAAAAGGCGGGGGAACAGGAGGUGAUUGCGAAGAAGGAGUGGUGGUCUAAGAAGCAGAUACAGCUGAAGAGCAAACGAAAGCAUGUGGCAGAUCAUUAUUUUGAUGAUUCGAACGCGGGCCAAGAUUUCCGUUCCCAGCGUAGCAAAGCAGCCGAGGCAGCGCUAGAGGAUUUGGAUGCUGAACUUGUGGAGUGGAAAAACAAGGUCAGAAGCGAGCAGGCUGUGCGGAAGGUACGAAAGAUUAAUGGAAAGUAA
Messenger RNA from Cercospora beticola, 1065 nucleotides. RefSeq lists its product as uncharacterized. The record is from RefSeq and is a predicted model, not a curated record. NCBI's taxonomy places the organism in Eukaryota, Fungi, Ascomycota, Dothideomycetes, Mycosphaerellales, Mycosphaerellaceae.